UAUUACUCCUAUCUCAAUAAUUUUUUUUACUCCUUGACUUUUAUAUUUAUAACUCAUAUAAACUCAUAUAACUCAUACUUUCUAUAAACUUUCUUCUAAAAAAAAAAAAAAAUGUCUGUCCCACAUAUCCCACAUUUGCCAGAUGAUUGCAUCUAUUACAUUUUAAAACAACUUAGAAAUGAUCGCUCCACAUUAUAUAAAUGCGCCAGAGUGAAUAGAUUUUGGUGUAGAGCAGCGAUACCUCUUCUCUACGAAAGCCCUUUCCCCGUAAAAGGUAAAAAACUUCUCAUGACUUAUAUGUUAAGUUUUAAUGAAGAAGAAAUUUCAAGAUUGGAAGAUUCAAUGAAGUUUUGCGGAUAUGAAAGCUAUGGUAAAAUUAAAAAAGAUUACACAACAUUAUUUGAUUAUUCAAGAUUUUUAAAAACUUAUAAUUAUAAAGCUAUAAAUUUAACAAUUUUUAGAUGGUUCAUGAAUUUUACAGUUUUAAAUUAUUAUAAUACUCAAAAGGAUAAAAUAAUUUGUAAUUUUUGUCCAUUAUUUCAUCAAUUAAUUAUAAACAGGUGUAAUAAUAUUGAACAAUUUACUAUUAAUUUAGAUUCAUUUAUUAAACCUAAAGUUACUUCUACCAAAAAUUUUGCAGAUUUAGAAGCUUUAUUAUUACCAUUAAAAGGUUUUGAGAAAAAACUUUUAAAAAAUUUAACAUUACAUUGUUCAAAUUUAAAAGGAAUCAAUUUUUCAACAACAAAUAAUGAACCAAUUUUUGUAGAAAAUUUUUGUACAAUCAUUCAAAAACAAAAAAAACUUGAAGAAUUUAUUACUCAACACUUAUUUAAUGAUAAAAUAAUUUCAUCCUUAGAAUAUCAAAAACAAUCCUUAAUUUCUAUUGAAUUAUCUUGUGUUGAUUUUAGUGAAAUUUCUUUGGAUAAUUUUAUAGAUUUACAUAAUUUGAAAUUUUUAAAAUUUAGUAAUUGUAGUGAUGAUGAUCCUUUGAGACGUUAUGAUAUUUUACAAUCCGCUUCUUUCAAACUUCAAAAAUUAGAAUUUAGAUCAAAUCAUUGGGAUGAAAGUGUUGAACCUAUGUUAAUCAAAUAUUUGGGUCCUUCCUUAACUUCUUUAUCAAUACAUAGUACUGUAACUGUUCCUAUGUUAGAAAGGGUUUCAAAAUAUUGUUCAAACCUUAUGAAAUUAAAAAUAGCAAUUUAUGAUUAUAACAAAAUUGAUUAUUUAAUAUUCCCUUGUUUUCUUAAAAUUAGAGUAAAGAAAUUAAUUAUUAAUAUUCCUUUGUCUUUUGGUACUUAUACUAGUGAAAUGAUUACUAGAUUAGCAAAUAAUUUAUCUAUUAGUACUGAUAAUAUUACUUUGAAAUUUCUUAAUCAUGAUCGUGCAAAAUCUCUUCAUUUUUUUAAAACAUUUUUUGAAAACGCUCAUAGUCAUUUAAGAAAGGUUAAAUUUCAUUAUGGUAAAAUUGGUUCGGAUUCUUUUAAAAUAAUUUUAGAUUAUAUUAAUAGUAAUGAUAUUAAUAGAUUGGAAGUUUUGAAUAUAAUUGGAAUGAAAAGAGUAGUUUUAUUGGAUGUUGAAGAUUUGAAAAAUUAUAAUGAAAUUAAGGAGAAAGGAAUAAAAAUAAUUAAAUUAUAAAUUAUAUAGAAAAAUUCUUUAGAAAAUUCCUUAG
Rhizophagus irregularis DAOM 181602=DAOM 197198 is the source of this 1669-nucleotide messenger RNA. RefSeq lists its product as uncharacterized. The record is from RefSeq and is a predicted model, not a curated record. Gene Ontology annotation, molecular function: protein binding. Lineage: Eukaryota; Fungi; Glomeromycota; Glomeromycetes; Glomerales; Glomeraceae.